CAAACUGGGGAGAUGCAGCAGCAGAGAGCGUUGCUGUUGGCGAAACGUUUCCUCUCCAACGGCCGUGUAAGCCGGUUCUCCAGCUCCAGGGCCGUCUCUACAACCACCCAAUGUCGCUGGAGCGGCGAUGGAGACGGCAAGGAAGAGCAGAAGGUGUCUCCGGACUCGUUUCAGAGAGCCAAACGAGGCGCCUUCUUCCAGCCGCGGCCUCAACUCUACAACACGUUCGUGGAGGACGUGUUUCUGAGGCAAUACCUCCAGCGAGUCAUGCCGGUUGAGGUGUGUGAGGAGGUGUUUGCUGACCUGGAGAGGAAGUACAAUGCGUGGGGAGAGAAAGUCGACGAACUGGUGACGUCCUCUGCCUGGCGCACUCUCCAUGACAUCGCCGCAGAAGAGGGAAUGGUGGCCAUUGCCUACGAGAGGAAACAUGCACAGUGGAGUCGACUGCACCAGGUUGCCAAGACCAUACUGUGGGGUCCGUCAUCGGCUCUCUACUCCUGCCCCAUCGCCAUGACUGACGGAGCUGCCAUGCUCAUCGAGUCCAGUGGGUUGACACAAGAGCUGCCACAGCUGGGAAAGGCCUUCGCUAGACUCACCACCAGGGACCCCACCAACUUCUGGACCUCUGGCCAGUGGAUGACGGAGCGCCGAGGAGGCUCCGACGUGGGGCAGAGUACUGACACAGUGGCGGUUCCACAGGAGGAUGGCUCUUACAGACUGUAUGGCUACAAGUGGUUCACGUCAGCCACUGAUGCAGACAUUGCCUUCACUCUUGCCAGAGUCCAGGACCCCCAGGGACUAGUAACACCUGUAUGACCACCCACCUGUACAUUCACUUAUGUGUAUACACACACUAUCGAAGGGAAUGAAAAAUGGACAUUUGGUGGAAAAUUGAAAUGUCAUGUUGAUUUCAUAUCCUGCCAUGCAACAUACAAACCCUGUGUUUUAUUAGUUUACCCUGAAACUUGAAAUUCAUGAACUUCUCUUCUCCUCGCUGCACUGCACAGGGCAGUAGAGGGUUGUCUCUAUUCUACCUGGAGACACGGCUGGGCGGCGGAGCUCACAACAGUCUGGAGCUGGUGAGACUCAAAGACAAAUUGGGCACCAGGCAGCUGCCGACUGCCGAGGUCUUACUGGACGGAUCUACAGCUCAUCUCGUAGGGACGGAGGGAAGGGGUGUGGCCACCAUCUCACCGAUGCUGACAGUCACGCGACUCCACAACAGCAUCAUCUCGGCGGCCUACAUGAGGCGGAUCCUCCAGCUAUCAAGAGACUACUCCACUCGGAGGACCGUGGUUGGGAAGUACCUCGCGGAGCAGCCUCUCCAUAUGCACACCUUGGCCCAGAUGGAGGUGGAGACAAGAGGCUGUACUCUGCUGGGCCUGGAGACAGCUAGACUGGUGGGACUAAAGGAGGCUGGACUGGCUACCAAAUCCGACACGUUGCUUCUCCGACUACUCAACUCCAUCAACAAACUAUACACUGCCAAACAGGUGGAGGAUAACCCAUAUACACUGCUCAUGAAUAAUGUAUGAGCCAUGGAAAACAUUGCCACUUGCCUAAGCACGAGAGAUGUCAAAACUAGUCCUCUAGAAUAGUGCAAACGUGUCUGUGACUAUUGGUUCCUGAAUCAUUUCUGAAUUGUGUAUUUGUUGUAGGCUGUGGCAGUUAUUUCUGAAGGUCUGGAGAGCUUUGGAGGUGCUGGUUACCUGGAGGACACGGGUCUCCCUGUGCUGCUCAGAGAUGCCCAGGUGGGCACUAUUUGGGAAGGAACAACAAAUGUUCUGAGUCUUGAUCUCCUGAGAGUCCUGCAGAAAGUCGGUCCGGAAAUACUUGAAGUGGUGACUGACACGGUCAAGUCUCGUCUCUCUCGUCUUCCUCUCGCUCGCUGUCAACUCGAGAGCGAGGCCGACCUGAUCCGAGACAGGAUGCAGGACGUGGUGACCUUUGUCCUCCGAGCGAUGGGGGAGGAGCCGCAGUGUCUGGAGGUAGCGGCCAGGGAUCUCGCUCUCUCCUUGGCACACGUCUACAUCAGUGAGACAACCACACCCACAAUCAGGAAACCGUGUUGAGAUGAAAAAUUUCAGAGCCAACUAUGAAAGAGAAUUUCCAUUGCAUUCUAAAUCUUUCUCUGCAGGCUCUAGUUUCCACAGAAUAACUGCGUGGUAGAACUGGUCUUGUGAACCAACUGGUGUUUGAUUACUUGUGGUGUGCUCACACAUCAUAAUUACUGUUUCGCAGACUCUCAUGAAAAGCUAAUAGGCAGUGUACUUGUAAUGUUCUUGUUGAAGCUAGUGUGGCAGGCCCCGGACUCAAUGUAUUGAUGUCAGCUGAUGUCCCGUACAGGUAUGUUACUGGUGGAGCAGGCCUGCUCCGACAGAGCCAGCCCCAGCGAUAGAGUGACUGCUGAGAGGUGUGUGUUAACGUACUAUACUCUUAUGACGGUUUGUUACAUCACAACAGAUGGUGUUCACGGUCGCUACAACUCAGUCCACUCACCAGCUACACCAAGUCCCAGACUGCAGCAGAUCUGUCGAUGGUAAUGGACGGACACAGACUCUCUCAUAGCAUCCAACCCCAGCACUCAUUGUAGCUGAUCUCGAUUUGGACACUGCCACUUAAAGCUUCGCGCAGUUCCUCACUUUUGAUUACAACAGAAUUGUCUCUGUUUUUUUCUGUUGAUAUAAUUUCCCGUGUCGCAAUUGACUUCAUUUGGACCAUUAAUUUUUUAAGAUU
Molecule: messenger RNA, 2736 nt
Organism: Geodia barretti
Lineage: Eukaryota; Metazoa; Porifera; Demospongiae; Tetractinellida; Geodiidae
Source: the annotation of a GenBank genome assembly